CUAAUACAAACUGGUUGUUUAACAAAAUUUAAUUUUUAUAUUUAUUUAUUUAUUUAUUAAUUUUUUAUUAUUAUUAUUAUUAUUAUUUCAAUAAAUUCCAUUUUUGUUUCAUGACAAUUUAUAAAGAAGAUGAAGCAUCAGAUGUAGAUGCAAUUCAGGUCUGGAGUGCAAAGGAAUUAGAAAGUGAAUUUACAACGUUUUUAAAAGCAUAUGAAGAUAAAGAAACAGAAUUCAAUUGGGAAGCUAGAGACAAAGCAAUCGCACGUUUAAGAGGAAUGCUUCGAGGCAAUGCAACAAAACCUCCCUAUCUUGAAGUCUUCAUUGCAUGUAUGAAACAGAUGGUCGACGGCAUUAUAAAAGCAGUAGAGAGUUUACGUACUCAGUUAUCAGUAAAAGCGCUUUUGUUGAUCGGCGAUAUAGGUAUAUUUAUGGGCAAACAUUUAGACAACUAUAUGACAGAUCAAAUUCUAUUAUGCUUAUUUCGUUGUGCAAGUUUAACAAAGAAACUUGUUGCGAAUGCAUCUUUGGAAGCAACUAAAUCUUUUUAAAGCAUACUCCGUUUUAUCCUAAAAUUAUGAACAUGCUUCUAUUGUUGAUGAAUGAAAAAAAUAGUCAGGUUCGACUUUAUACCAUUACUUAUACCAAAACUUUAUUGCAAGCACAUGCACAUCGUGAUCAUACUCGUUUAGUCAUGGAUCGUACAAAUGCAACUGAUCAUUUUGAAACGCUUUUGACAAAAGGUUUAAAUGAUGCGACUCCUACUGUUAAAGAAAUGUGUCGACA
Cokeromyces recurvatus is the source of this 783-nucleotide messenger RNA. Its product is annotated as clasp N-terminal domain-containing protein. The transcript is spliced from 3 exons. The record is from RefSeq and is a predicted model, not a curated record. Lineage: Eukaryota; Fungi; Mucoromycota; Mucoromycetes; Mucorales; Mucoraceae. Bases 111 to 548 code for a protein of 145 amino acids.